AUGGUCGACCCACUCGCCGGCAACGAACAAGUGCAGAACCUGCGCAAGCUGUUCGCGGCGUCGGAAGUGCCCAACGACCCGAAAGCGUGGGACAAGGCGUGGGUUGAUGCUACGACUCCUUGGGAUGCGAACCGGGCACAGCCGGCACUGGUGGCGCUGAUCGCCGGCGCACACGAUGGGGAUGCGCUAGUAGAGGAUGGGACCGGGCAGAAGGUGCCCGUAUCACAGGCGAUCCCCAGCAGCGGAACGGCCGUUGUAGCAGGCUGCGGAAGGGGCUACGAUGCCAAGGUGUUUGCCGAGCGAGGCUUGAAGAGCUACGGCGUCGAUAUCAGCUCCAGUGCUGUCACAGCUGCGAACAAGUGGCUCGAGGAUCAGAACCUCUCUGCCGACCUCAAGAGCAAGAUCACCUUUGCCGAGGCAGACUUCUUCACCCUUGCCACUGCUCAAUCCGCCGUAUCAGCACUCGCUAAGCCAGGCGCAGCAAGCCUCGCAUACGACUACACGUUCCUGUGCGCCAUCCCGCCGAGUCUGCGGACGAGCUGGGCGGAGACGUACACCCGACUAGUCGGCACGGAUGGCGUGCUUAUCGCGCUGGUAUUUCCCAUCCACGGAGACCGACCGGGUGGCCCACCGUUCAGCAUCUCGCCUGAACUCGUCCGGGAGCUGCUGGGAGGGCAGAAAAAGGAGGAUGGAAAGGAAGCAUGGAAGGAGCUCGCUGAGCUGAAGCCCAAGGGCGAGGGCACGAGGCCAGAUGUCGAGCGCAUCAUGGUCUGGCGUCGCUUGUAG
Kalmanozyma brasiliensis GHG001 is the source of this 786-nucleotide messenger RNA. RefSeq names its product TPMT family. The coding region runs from base 1 to 786 and encodes 261 amino acids. The transcript has 2 exons. Lineage: Eukaryota; Fungi; Basidiomycota; Ustilaginomycetes; Ustilaginales. Gene Ontology annotation, molecular function: S-adenosylmethionine-dependent methyltransferase activity. The record is from RefSeq and is a predicted model, not a curated record.